Messenger RNA from Fragaria vesca subsp. vesca, 541 nucleotides. RefSeq lists its product as uncharacterized. The transcript is spliced from 2 exons. The record is from RefSeq and is a predicted model, not a curated record. Bases 53 to 427 code for a protein of 124 amino acids. NCBI's taxonomy places the organism in Eukaryota, Viridiplantae, Streptophyta, Magnoliopsida, Rosales, Rosaceae.
ACACGAAAAAGGAGAGACCUUUUUUUUAGGGCUCUCCCCCAUUUUCCAUUGCAUGGAGGGAGAGAGAGCCGAGAAGAAGAGGCCGCUUGCUAUUGACCCGCCGGAGGUACUCAGAGUGAAGAAGACCAAGCCCGCCGACGAGCCACCAAUACGGGCGGCGAUGGGCGGCGGCGAUGAGCUGCCAGAUGAGAAACUUGAGAGGGUGAGCAAUAAGGACCUGGAUGAUUUGAUUGGGCGGCAAAGAGAACAUGUGAAGCUGUUGGCUCCACUAUUGCCAGACAAAGGCGAAAAGCUGAGGGGUCGUUUGAAGAAACUGGAGGAUGAGCAGCGGAGGAGGAUUGAACACCCAGAGAGGGACCACCACCCGCCUCCGAUUCCGGUAUCCAACCCGAAACCGACGGCAGCAAUCCAACCAUACCGGAGCUAAUUUCGCCGCUGCGGGACUCGUUCCACACGGCCGACUUCGACAGAGCCGAACAGGCCUUGAUCCUCAGAGAGGCGAAUCUGAAGAAUCAGAACCGGUUUCUGAGAGAGACGGCCG